Molecule: messenger RNA, 210 nt
Organism: Mesocestoides corti
Lineage: Eukaryota; Metazoa; Platyhelminthes; Cestoda; Cyclophyllidea; Mesocestoididae
Source: the annotation of a GenBank genome assembly
AUGGGAGGCCGGCACGUGGGCGCGAGGGCGAAGUGGUCCGUCGGCUUGAUUGGCACGGCCGGUCAUGUGGCUGGCGUGUGGUGCUACCUCCACUCGGGUCUGCCAAAUGUCGAUCCCAAAGGUUCCAAACAAGUCCUAGAAAAUGACAAAUCGCAUUUUUUCCAGAAAAUUGAAAAGGAAAUGUUGCAAUCAAGCUAUCCGGAAGAGUGA